Messenger RNA from Oncorhynchus kisutch (coho salmon), 1519 nucleotides. RefSeq names its product ladderlectin-like. NCBI's taxonomy places the organism in Eukaryota, Metazoa, Chordata, Actinopteri, Salmoniformes, Salmonidae. The transcript is spliced from 6 exons. Bases 765 to 1355 code for a protein of 196 amino acids. The record is from RefSeq and is a predicted model, not a curated record.
UGGAAUGAGUAGGUGUGUCAACUUUUGACUGGUAGAGUAUACAAAAAUGAUAUAGUGGCAUUUGGGACACAGCCCUGGUAAGCCCCUGAGGGGUAGAGUGGCCCAUCUCUGAUGCAGUGACUUUGGGGUGAAUACAGUUAAUAAUUAGCUAACAGACAGACAGCAGGGUUGGCUGCACAUUCAAAUUUAUGACAUAAUUCAAAUUUAGCGAAAAUUCCAGAGCUAGCUAGUAAAAAGUAAUUCUAACAACACCACAAUGAUGACAAAGGUUUUUCUACUAAUGAUUUGCCUUCUGAAUGUCAUUGUGUUUCCAAGCCACUAAAUGCACUUUAGAGUACGUCUUCAUCAGCUUCAAUUAGGUAGAAUUAAGUAAAACCUUCAGUUGGGUACCUGUGCUCAGGAGAAUCUUCAUAACAAAAUUGUGAAGCAACGUGCAACCCAUUAAUUUCUUUCAAAGUUGUUAAUUUUUAAAUUAUAAAUACAAAUGACUACCUGCAAAUUGGAUUGAACCCAACCCUGUCAAACAGGUAGCUAUCGGACAGGUCCAGCAGGUCUGGAGUUGGACAGACAGAAUGCAAGGGGGUUAAAGGAUGAGAGAAAAAGAGGGAGGGGUCUGACUGGACAGGUCCUUAAAAAAGGAGAGUAGGGAGAGGUAGAACUCAACACACAGGCAGGACAGAGAGAGAGAGAGACCCAGUGAAGACCGCUGAAGAUCUCCGAAGAAGUGAAGCUACAACGGAACAUUUUAGAAGGAGACUAUCACCAUGGCAAUUUUGACCAUUCUUCUGCUUCUCAGUGCUGCCAUUGCACUGAGCGAAGCCUUAACUCUGGAUGAAGCAAAUGCUAUGGUGGCAUUUGCAGCAGAUAAAAAAAGCCCAUGCCCCACAGACUGGUUCCAGUUUAAUUCACGCUGCUUCACUUUUGUCCAGACUGCAAGGACAUGGCCUGAAGCAGAGCGCCACUGUAUGUCCCUUGGAGCAAACCUGGCGUCUGUGCAGAACACUGUACAGUACCUUGGAGCAAACCUGGCGUCUGUGCACAGCUCUGAGGAGUCCCAAUUUCUACAGGCGGUGGUGUUGAUCAAGACUGGCGAUUUCCCUCUGACCUGGAUUGGAGGAUAUGAUGCUGUUCAGGCAAAUGUGGAAAAGGACAGGCUAUGGUUCUGGAGUGACGGAUCUACAUUUGAUCACCAGAACUGGGCGAAAGACGAGCCCAAUAACUAUAACGGUGCCAGAGAGCCAUGUGUUCAGAUGAACUUUGGAGGUAAACAUGCCUGGAAUGAUGAAUUAUGUGGAAGGAGAUAUCCCUCUGUGUGCUCCAUAAGGACCUGUUCAAUCCAUCAAACUAUCAACUAAAACCAAGCAUUCUACUGCGUAGUGUCAGCAACCUAACUGAAAAAUGUUUAUGGUAAAAUCAAAUACUUUAUGGAGAUUAUUUGUUGCUGUAAAAUGAAAGUUUAGUUACUUGUUGCAGACAAUGUUGAUGUGGUUUGUUGUCAAUAAAACAGGUGUACACAUUA